This is a messenger RNA of Pleuronectes platessa (European plaice), 7153 nucleotides long. Its product is annotated as disco-interacting protein 2 homolog C-like. Lineage: Eukaryota; Metazoa; Chordata; Actinopteri; Pleuronectiformes; Pleuronectidae. The record is from RefSeq and is a predicted model, not a curated record.
CUGGCCGAGUUUGGAUGUGUGUUUCUGGGGGUGUUUGAGGAGCAGCCUGGCCUGAGAGCAGAGGGCGACGGAGCCGGACAACCGGAGAUUUAAGUCGGUCCCUACCGGCGGAAUGGCGGACCGGGAGCCGGUGCCGCUUCCUGCGGAGAUGCGGGCCAAACUGGCCGAGCUGGAGCUGGAGUUAUCCGAGGGUGACAUCACACAGAAGGGCUAUGAGAAGAAGCGCUCCAAGCUGAUUGGAGCCUAUUUCCCUCAAGCACCAGGAAUGGAUCCGUCCAUGGGCCAGGAGAGAAGAGCACCGGUCACCCCGUCCUCGGCCUCCCGCUACCACCGCCGGCGGUCCUCUGGCUCCAGAGACGAACGCUACAGAUCAGAUGUGCACACGGAGGCAGUGCAGGCGGGCCUUGGCCAAACACAAAGAGAGGAAGAUCGCGGUGCCAUGCCGUCCAAGAGGCGGUCGCUGGUGGUCCAGACCUCCAUGGACGCCUACACACCACCAGUUUUAUGAAUCUAUUUUCUUCUUCCAUUCGUCUCCUGCUCAGACACCUCCUCCGGCUCGGAGGGUGAGGGUCAGGGCAACGGGGAGGAGGGAGACGGAGGAGACGGUGGAGAAGAGGACGGAGGGGGGGGGGGGGGGACGUCGUCCAGCCGGGAGGGGAGCAUCAGCAUGGAGCACUGGAUCAGCCGGGCCAUGCACGGCACCUCGUCCACCACCACCACCACCUCGUCCACGGCCUCCUCCUCCUCCUCCUCCACACGCAGCGGGGGGAGCGGAGCAGCCGGAGGCCGCCUGGCUGACGUCCUGGCUCAGCAUGUCCACAUGUCCGCCCACCACCACCACCACCGCCACCAUCACCAUCGCCACCACCACAAGACGGAGAACCACUCUGCUCCUCCAGACGUCACCGGCUACACCAACAACUCGGCCAACACCACCUCCGCUGAUGGGAUCCAGGUGGAGCGAGGCCCGGGCGGCGGCACCGCGGUCCAGAGACAGACGCCCAAGUACGGCAACGCCGAGCUGAUGGAGACGGGCGACGGCGUCCCAGUCAGCAGCAGAGUCUCCGCUAAGAUCCAGCAGCUCGUCAACACUCUGAAGAGGCCGAAGCGCCCGCCGCUCAGGGAGUUCUUUGUCGACGACUUCGAGGAGCUUCUGGAAGUCCAGCAGCCGGACCCCAACCAGCCCAAGGCCGAGGGCGCCCCGAUGGUGGUGAUGAGGGGCGAGCAGCUGGGCGUGGUCACCAACUGGCCCCCGUCCCUGGAGGCGGCCCUGCAGAGGUGGGGCACCAUCUCCCCGAAGGCCCCCUGCCUCACCACCAUGGACACCAACGGCAAGCCGCUCUACGUGCUGACCUACGGUAAACUGUGGUCCAGAAGUGUGAAGGUGGCCUACAACCUGCUGCACAAGCUGGGAACCAAACAGGAGCCACUGGUCAGGCCUGGCGACCGGGUGGCGCUGGUGUUCCCGAACAACGACCCCGCCGCCUUCAUGACGGCGUUCUACGGCUGCCUGCUGGCCGAGGUCGUCCCUGUGCCGAUAGAAGUACCACUGACCAGGAAGGACGCCGGCAGUCAGCAGAUUGGAUUUCUGUUGGGCAGCUGUGGAGUGACGGUGGCUCUGACCAGCGACGCCUGCCACAAAGGGUUACCCAAGAGUCCCACUGGGGAGAUCCCACAGUUCAAAGGCUGGCCUAAGGUGCUGUGGUUCGUCGGUGAGUCCAAACACGUCUCCAAACCACCGCGAGACUGGUUCCCACACAUCAAGGACGCAAACCAGGACACUGCCUACAUCGAGUACAAGACGUGUAAGGACGGCAGCGUCCUGGGUGUGACGGUGAUGAGGAUCGCGAUGCUCACUCACUGCCAGGCCCUCACGCAGUCCUGCUCCUACACAGAAGCUGAGACCAUAGUGAAUGUGUUGGACUUCAAGAAGGACGUGGGACUGUGGCACGCCGUCCUCACGAGUGUGAUGAACAUGAUGCACGUCAUCAGUAUUCCCUACGCCCUGAUGAAGGUCAACCCUCUGUCCUGGAUCCAGAAGGUCUGCCAGUACAAAGCCAAAGUGGCGUGUGUGAAGUCGCGGGACAUGCACUGGGCUCUGGUGGCCCAUCGGGACCAGAGAGACGUCAACCUGAGCUCCCUGCGCAUGCUGGUGGUGGCCGACGGUUCGAAUCCCUGGUCCAUUUCCUCCUGUGACGCCUUCCUCAACGUCUUCCAGACUAAAGGUUUGAAGCCGGAGGUCAUCUGUCCCUGUGCCAGCUCCCCCGAGGCGCUCACUGUGGCUAUAAGGAGGCCGCUGGAGGAGGGCAGCACCCCCCCUGGCCGAGGCGUGUUGUCCAUGCAGGGUCUGAGUCACGGUGUGAUCCGGGUGGACUCGGAGGAGAAGCUGUCGGUGCUCACGCUGCAGGACGUCGGCUCCGUCAUGCCCGGAGCCAUGAUGUGCGUGGUGAAGCUCGAGGGAGUUCCUCAGCUCUGCAGAACCGACGAGAUCGGAGAGUUGUGUGUUUGUACUGUCGCCACAGGAACCUCCUACUACGGCCUGGCUGGCAUGACCAAGAACACCUUCGAGGUUUUCCCCAUGUCCAGCAACGGGGCCCCGGUCAGCGAGUUUCCCUUCACCAGGACCGGCCUGCUGGGUUUCAUCGGACCUGGAGGUCUGAUCUUUGCUGCAGGGAAGAUGGACGGCCUGAUGGUGGUCGGGGGGCGGCGGCACAACGCGGACGACAUCGUGGCCACUGCGCUCGCCGUGGAGCCCAUGAAGUUCGUCUACCGGGGCCGGAUAGCAGUGUUCUCCAUCACGGUGCUCCAUGACGAGCGGAUCGUGGUCGUGGCCGAGCAGCGGCCGGACUCCACCGAGGAGGACAGCUUCCAGUGGAUGAGCCGAGUUCUGCAGGCGAUAGACGGCAUCCACCAGGUGGGGGUGUACUGCCUGGCCCUGGUGCCCUCCAACACUCUGCCCAAGACUCCCCUGGGUGGCAUCCACCUGUCAGAGACCAAGCAGCUCUUCCUGGAGGGGGCGCUGCACCCCUGCAACGUGCUCAUGUGUCCGCACACCUGCGUCACCAACCUGCCCAAACCGCGGCAGAAGCAGCCAGAGAUCGGCCCUGCGUCUGUGAUGGUCGGGAACCUGGUGUCGGGGAAGAGGAUCGCUCAGGCCAGCGGCAGAGAUCUGGGUCAGAUCGAAGACAAUGACCAGGCAAGGAAGUUCCUCUUCCUGUCUGAGGUGUUGCAGUGGAGAGCCCAGACCACGCCGGACCACGUCCUGUACACGCUGCUCAACUCCAGAGGUACGAUAGCCAGCUCUCUGACUUGCGUCCAGCUGCACAAGCGAGCAGAGAAGAUCGCGGCCAUGCUUUCUGAACGGGGCCACCUGCAGGACGGAGACCACGUGGCACUGGUCUACCCUCCAGGCAUCGACCUCAUCGUGGCGUUCUACGGCUGCCUGUACGCCGGCUGCGUGCCGAUCACGGUGCGACCGCCUCACCUGCAGAACAUCUCCACCACGCUGCCCACCGUCAAGAUGAUCGUGGAGGUGAGCCGGUCGGUGUGUAUGAUGACCACACAGCUGAUCUCCAAGCUGCUGCGGUCGAAGGAAGCCUCGGCCGCGGUGGACGUGCGGACGUGGCCACCGGUCCUGGACACAGACGAUUUGCCAAAGAAGAAACCUCCUCUGCUGUAUAAACCGUCCAACCCCGACACCCUGGCCUACAUGGACUUCAGCGUCUCCACCACUGGCAUGCUCGCUGGAGUCAAGAUGUCCCACACAGCCACCAGUGCCUUCUGCCGCUCCAUCAAGCUGCAGUGUGAACUUUACCCGUCCAGAGAGGUCGCCAUCUGUCUGGACCCCUACUGCGGCCUGGGCUUCGUCCUCUGGUGCCUUUGCAGUGUGUACUCAGGUCACCAGUCCAUCCUCAUCCCCCCCUCCGAGCUGGAAUCGAACCCGGCUCUGUGGCUGUCCGCUGUCAGUCAGUACAAAGUCCGGGACACCUUCUGCUCCUACAGCGUCAUGGAGCUGUGCACCAAAGGCCUGGGCCUGCAGACCGACUCACUGAAGUCUCGAGGCCUGGACUUGUCUCGCGUGAGGACCUGUGUGGUCGUAGCGGAGGAGCGUCCCAGGAUCGCCCUGACGCAGUCCUUCUCCAAGCUCUUCAAGGACCUGGGCCUCCACCCUCGAGCCGUCAGCACCUCCUUCGGCUGCAGGGUCAACCUGGCCAUCUGCCUGCAGCCUCACAGGCUGGGAAAGCUUGCCGACCAGGGCACGUCGGGACCCGACCCCACAACCGUGUUCGUGGACAUGAGAGCGCUGAGGCACGACAGGGUCAGAUUAGUAGAGCGGGGGUCACCACACAGCCUGCCGCUGAUGGAGUCUGGGAAGAUUCUACCGGGGGUUCGAAUCAUCAUCGCCAACCCGGAGACCAAGGGACCAAUGGGGGAGUCGCAUCUCGGAGAGAUCUGGGUUCACAGCGGCCACAACGCCAGCGGCUACUUCACCGUGUACGGAGACGAGGCGCUGCAGUCGGACCACUUCAACUCCAGACUCAGCUUCGGGGACACGCAAACCGUCUGGGCUCGAACCGGCUACCUGGGCUUCCUCCGCCGGACCGAGCUCACCGACGCCAGCGGAGAGCGUCAUGAUGCCCUGUACGUGGUCGGUGCUUUAGAAGAAGCCAUGGAGCUGAGAGGGAUGCGUUACCACCCCAUCGACAUCGAGACCUCCGUCAUCAGGACGCACAAGAGCAUCACAGAAUGCGCCGUCUUCACGUGGACCAACCUGCUGGUGGUGGUGGUGGAGCUGGACGGCUCGGAGCAGGAGGCGCUGGACCUCGUCCCCCUGGUCACCAACGUGGUUCUGGAGGAGCACUACCUGAUCGUGGGUGUGGUGGUGGUGGUGGACAUCGGCGUCAUCCCCAUCAACUCCCGCGGUGAGAAGCAGCGCAUGCACCUGCGAGACGGCUUCCUGGCCGACCAGCUGGACCCCAUCUAUGUGGCGUACAACAUGUAGCGACUCCCCCUGGUGGCCGAUGCGGACGUGGAUGAAGGAUUAUUUCGUAAGAUGCAAAGAUUGUCUGCACCUGAGGCUGAAGAGCGGAUAGGAACCGGAGUUCCUGGUGUACGGGGAGGAAAGAGUUGCCCCGAACUUUGUCUCUCAGGCAACACGUUAUCCCAGCUGAUGUCUCAAGUGGUGAUACUAGGGUUCAGGUCGGGUUCAGGUCGGGUUCAGGUCGAGAGGAGUGAGGUUUGCUCUGAGAAGAGAAGCAGCUUGAACCUUCCAGGGCUGAAGAGUCAAGCAGACGAGGACAAUCGUUAACGUAGCAAAGAUUCUGGCUUUUCAAAAAACUACGUGACAACUUUUCUUUGUUUGUUUCUAAACACGUGAUCUAAAUUUUAGGCUAUUUUUCGAGAAACGUAUUUACAAACAAAGGAAACCGUGGCAGAAAUGAUGUUUUACGUUUUUACGGUGUCGACCUUUAGAAAGCGUGCGAUAUGUUUUGAUACGAGGGUCGGAGGGCGUGAAUCAAUGAGGUACUAACAGUUGGUUGGCUGGUUUUAUUUCUCUCCUCUUUUUUUGUAAGUGUUACGUUUUUUUUUUAAGUCGUAAUUAUUUCCUGAACUGUUUCAGCAGGAAAUCCGUUUGCUAACUUUCAUAAACCGACGGCUGCAGCCUUCAAACGCCGUUUAUUUUUCCGUACGAACCGGCUUCGACUGAAGCCAAAACAAAACAUAAAUUCAUAUCAUGUAAGUAUGUACAAAAAGAAACUGAUUUAAUUUAUUUUGUCUCUUUUAGAAGUAUGUGACGAGACGUUCAAGAAUGUUUUGCUCUUGAAUAUUUGCUAAUAUAAAAAAAAAUCCAUUGUAUUCUCAUGAGUGAAACACACUCACAUUAAGCAUAUUAUGGAAGAUAGAAAUAUAUGAUCAUAGAUAAAAUUCAAAAUUCAUUCAUUUCGGACAGAAGCAGCUUCACACUUUAUAUCUGCAUGUUGGUCUGAAAUGUUCGAGUCAGCCCAAAGAAAAGAGUUUCAUUCCCGUGAAGAGUUCUGAACCAAAGUCCUUCCUUCAAAUUUAACGUCUUUAAUUUUGUAAUCAAUCUGAAUUUUUAUUGAAUUCACAACAUGAAGCCUGAAGCACUUCAUGCAAUUCUACUUUCCAACAGCUGGGGGCAGUAACGGGGUAAAUGAACGAUUUUAAAUGUGUUUUUAAAAAGUCUAAAUUUUUAAAUGUUUUAUGUGGAAGGAAAUUAAUCUGUUUUCAGGGAAAACAAAGUUUAAAAAAAGGCACGAAAUACAUAUUUUCACCAGCCUCCAUCAUAUAUGUCAUCUAGUUCAUGAAUAACAUUUAAAAUGAUUUAUUUAUAGAUACAUUUCUACACAUUUUAAGGCAUAUAAUAUUUCAAACGCUUUUGUCAUUUUGAAUUCAAAGGCACCUGUUGUUUAUCAGACAAAUCCAGAGUUCAGUCCUUUAUGAAGUGUGAUUAAUUCCAAAUAUUAAUCAUUUUGAGUAACAGAUAAAAUAUUUGAAUUAUUUAAAUGAUUGAAUUUCGAGAACAAUUGAUGGGAAAUAUUUGAAAAAGCUAAAAUGAUAUGCACACAUAUAGGAUAUUACUGAGCUCUAGUGGUGACCCGGGAAGAUUAUUAAAUUAUCCUCUUAUGUAUUAUACACGCAUUUCACUUUGGGUCAGAACUCUUCAAAUAAACAUUAACUAGGGAACAAACUGAUCUUUAAAAUGUGAUGAACAGGAAAUUGAAUCACGACGAGACAAGUUGUAAUUUCUCCGUCAUGAAAACGUGAACCCCCCCCACAUGGCAGGAAGUGGAACAGCUGCUACGACUGUAAAUAUCAGAGUCAAACGUCCGUCAUAUUUUUUACGUGGACGGAUCGGUCAGAGCUCAUUACAGCGACGUCACACCAGGAACACAGACUGAACCAAACAGGAAGCAGGAGGAGGAGUUUGACCCCAGGGCUGUGGAGGUCAAAGGUCGUAGGAUUCAAGAGAAUGUUCAAGUCUCAACUUCAGGAUAAUUUUUUUUUUUAAGAAAAAGCACUUUCUUCAACGUUUUGUUUUUAUCCUUUAAUCGGUGACAUGUUUUUUUUAAAAGGUUUUAAAAAUGUCUUAUUUGAGUUGACAGACGUCUUUCAAAUAAAUAUUUCAACAAUU